CUCAGUGCUUACUCCCAUCCACGAACCACGAUUUCUCGUAUCCACGCGUCGCUUCCACCUUCAUACCUUUCAAAACAAUUUUCUUAAUUAAAAAAAACUCAUUAAUAAUCAAUCAAUAAAAACAUAAUUUUGCUACUGAGUUAACUCCAACGGAAUAAGAAUCAUCUAGAAACUCAUCACAACCAGACUCGAAACAAAAUCAAUCGUCUCUCUAGUUUCUCUGUAAAAAUUAGAUUAACCUACUUCCAAUUUCAGUGUUCAUGGUGGAAAAGGGUUCAUGGUCUUGCAAACCUGAAGAUCUGUUUUCUCGGUGUGAUUGUGACUCAAGCAAAGAACAGAAAUGGCCAGCAUCACCAAGUAUGUCUGAUCGUUGUUUCAAGAGCGGCAAUAUAGAUUCUAGCGGUUGUGAGCUUUGUGCAAAUGAUAGUAUCUUAGGGAAAAAGAGUUUGAUGGAGGAUGAUAGUGUGUCUCAAUAUUCAAUUAAUCAUGUAUCGCAACCUGAUAAUGAGCUUAGCUUUCUUGAUACUGAUAGAUGGCUUGAUAUAGACAACUUUGAAGAUGUUGAUAGGAUGAUGUUAAAUUAUGACUCAACUUUUGGAAUGGGGGGCCUCAAUAAUGAAGAUGAAUUCUGCUGGACAUCAUUAUCACAUGGAACUGAAGGACCUGUUGGAGAAGCCGUGAAAUCUGACUUCAAGUUUUCACCUGCUGAUGCAAGUCCACUGAAAAGUAUAUCAGAAUCAGAUUAUAAUAUGGAUCGGAAGGACAAUAUUGAUGGUCUGCCAAUUCUUGGUCCUGAGGAAAAACCGUCUCCUUUUGAUGAAAAUUUGAGGUGUGAAAUGGAUGUUGAUCUUGACGAUGCUCCUACUUCAUUAUCAACAUUUGGGGAAUCAGACACGAAGUCGGGUAUUACAGAUGACUUGAUGCCUAAACAAAAGAUACAAGGGCAACUGUUAAAGCAAUCAGUGGGAAAGAGAAAAACUAGCUGUCUAGAAGAUGGUGAUUUUGAUCAUCCUUAUGCCCUCGAGGAGCAACAUGCAAAUCUGAAGCAACUCUAUGAAGCCUCUUCUAGUGGGGUCACUUCCCAGAAUAGCAUUCACGAGCAAAGACCAAAUAUGGAGUCUGAUUCUAUGGGUUGUGUACAGAUGCAAACUCCCUCAAUGCACCCAGAUUGCAGCCAUACUUCAAAUUAUACACCCCUCCUUCCUGCAUCGUCUGGAUCAAGGUCUGAACACGACGAAUAUCCAUCUUCUUCUUUUAAAGAAUCAUCCUAUGCAUCAAAUAGGGAGAGUUCUCAUGGUCAUCCUUUGGAGGCUACUGCCUUGAAAACAAAUUAUAAGGAAGAAAAUCAAUAUCUUUACAAUGAUGCAAAAUCUACAAGUAGGGGUUUCAAAUGUGAAAAUAUGCAAAAUCCCAUGCAAUUCAAAAGUCCAGGUUCAGCUAAGAAGGUAGGAAGUCAGUUUGAAAAUGUGAAAGAAGGCCAUAGUGAAGUUGGAGAAGUUAGCAUAGGAUUUUCACCAGAAACAGAAUCAUCAAUUGUACAGGAAAGUUCAUCUAUGAGCUCUCCAUUGGAUGGAAUCUCACAUGAAGCAGGUAGCUUUCGCCAGUUGCAACAGGUCCUGGAUCAGUUGGACGUUAAAAUCAAACUAUGCAUAAGGGACAGCCUGUAUCGCUUAGCCCGAAGUGCUGACCAAAGACAUAUUGAUGGCAAAGCAAGUGCUUUAAUGGGCGAUGACGUUGAAGCAUCUAAAGGGGCAAUGACACAGGAUGCCAACAGGUGUACGGGAUUUGUGAACAUGGAAACUACUACAAAUCCCAUCGAUCGGUCUAUAGCUCAUUUGCUGUUUCAUAGGCCCUCAGAUUCAUCAAUGUUGCCUGUUACUGAUACUCUACCUUCAAAAUCCAGUUCCAUGAUACACGGAUCUGCAACCAAUCCACCAAUAUUUAUUGAGAAACAGGCUUGUCAGGAAGAAUCUGCUGCUGGAGUAGAAAAUAAAUCUUGAAGGGUAUCACAUACUGAUAACUGAAUCUAUUAUAUUUGAUGUUGGUCUGAUGUAUAGUGUCUUCUUUUCAAUUAAGUCAUCCUAUUGUGUAUAUAGUUAUUUGAGGCUUACUCAGAUCCUUUAGUGAUUCAGUUUUUGCAUUGAUAUCAUUACAGUAAUGUAAAUUGGGCUGGUAAUUUAUAUAAGGUAGCGUAUAUGAUA
Messenger RNA from Lathyrus oleraceus (garden pea), 2201 nucleotides. RefSeq names its product protein LNK1. The record is from RefSeq and is a predicted model, not a curated record. The coding region runs from base 261 to 2000 and encodes 579 amino acids. Lineage: Eukaryota; Viridiplantae; Streptophyta; Magnoliopsida; Fabales; Fabaceae. The transcript has 7 exons. Gene Ontology annotation, biological process: circadian rhythm; regulation of DNA-templated transcription.